AUGGCUCCUUCGAAAUCCUUGUUCAUACUUUUUCUCUGGGCAAGGUCACUCCUCCUUCCCCUACCGCUCCUCGCCCAGUCACAGUCAAUAAUUCCGGUAGCAUCUUUACUCCCACCAGACUCUCCAAAUGCCGGCGCAACAUUGUUUGAAUAUGAAAGACUCCAGCUAACGGAAGAACUUGUACAACGAGUCAGAGAGCAGGAGAAAACAGCAAAGUAUGGUAGCUUCUUUGCCUUUGGUGAUCUAGAUAGUCCCAAAGCAAUGCUUAAAAAUGGAUCCUGCAAAUUAUUCCCAGGGGACAAGUCGUGGCCCAAAGAAGAUUUAUGGGAUGCUUUCGAUAAUCUUCUGGGGGGAGCACUAAUUCCUACCACUCCAAUUGCAGCUCCCUGCUACAAGAACUGGGGCUUGUACGAUUCGGAAAAAUGCGCUGCUGUGAUUGCAAACUGGACGAAUCCCUAUCUUCAGUAGGUUCUCUCGCUAUUUCAAGCACUCUAAUUCUUGUUAACCCCUAUACCAAUGAAGCAGAUCCGACAUCCGUUGCCUUCCAAAUUUUCCAAGGUCGUACCUGCCUGCCAACAAGUAACCUGAAUGGGACCUGUACACUUGGUGGAUAUCCAGCUUAUGCCGUCAAUAUCAGUAACGUUGCACAGAUACAAUUGGCGGUCAAUUUCGCUCGUAAUGCUAACAUCAGGCUGGUGAUUAAAAAUACGGGACAUUGCUAUUUGGGCAAGUCAGGCGGUGCGGGGGCUUUGAGUGUUUGGACGCAUAGUUUGAAGGACAUUGAACUUAUUGAUGACUAUAAAGUAGGAGAGUAUGAAGGAAAGGCUUUAAAGUUGGGUGCUGGAGUCACGGUCAGAGAAGUGUAUCUGGCCGCUCAUAGGCACGGUGUUACGGCACUUGGUGGUAUUUGUGAUGUGAGCUUCCUUGGCCCUCCUUCUUUCCAAUGCUUGGGAAUCCUCCAUCGAACUUUACAGAAACUGACUCGGAAUAGACUGUGGGUUAUGCCGGUGGGUAUAUUGCUGGAGGAGGACAUACGCUACUCUCUGGUAUCUAUGGAAUGGCCGCAGAUCAAGUACGUUUUAUAUUUUACUUUGGAUCAUCAGGCGCCAAUACUUCAAAAGAUUGUAUAUAAUGAAUAUAUAAUUUUCUUGGGGAGACGUACUAAUUUCUAGGGUCUAUAUUCUAGGUCAUGGCCCUCGAAGCUGUAACCGCAGAUGGAAAGAAAAUCACUGCCUCUCAAAUGAGCCACCCGGACCUUUGUUGGGCACUUCGUGGCGGAGGAGGAAGUACCUUCGCAAUUGUAACCUCGAUAAUAAUCCGUGUACACCCAAAACUCCCAGUGACUCUCUCCUCGUUCUCAUUCAAUUCCACCUUAGUCGGCAAAGAGGCAUUCUGGCUCGGAGUCAGAGCCUACUUCGAACUUUUCAUUCCCUUCACAGACGCAGGUACCUAUUCAUAUUUCUGGAUAUACAACACAAACGGGACUUACAGUAUGGAUAUGAAGCCCUUCUGGGCACUAAACCACACGAUCGCCUCAUUCAACGACCUAGUACAACCUUGGUUCCAGAAACUCAGUCACUUGGGUAUUCCUUUCACACCAGCAACGAAGAGUUACCCAGAAUUUUGGCCUGCAUUUGAUGAAGCCUGGCCUCCUGGAAGCGGAGCAGUUGGGGGCUGGACCACUCGACCAGGAAACCGUCUCUUCCCGCGAGCAAAUUGGGAGGAUCCUGUCAAAUUCAAUCAAACAUUUUCUGCUAUUCAAGAAAGCAGCAAGAGCGGCUAUCGCCUUGGUGGAUACCACCAAACACCACGUAACCGAGCUCAUGUCUCCAACGCAGUCAAUACCGCAUGGAGAACGGCUAUCUCGUUUCUAAUUCUAGGUAUCAAUGUCGCGGGAGAUGCCACACCUGCCGAGAUGGGUGCAGCAUCGGCUGAAUUAGAGGAUGCGUUGGAACCUUGGAGAAGGAUUGCCCCAAACGGAGAAGGUGGUGGCAGCUACUUGAAUGAAGCGGAUAUCGGGGAGCCUGAUUGGCAGAGCGCAUUUUACGGUGAAAAUUAUCCCAGACUAAGGGAGUUGAAGGACAAGUGGGACCUGGAGGGUGUCUUUUAG
Molecule: messenger RNA, 2110 nt
Organism: Hymenoscyphus albidus
Lineage: Eukaryota; Fungi; Ascomycota; Leotiomycetes; Helotiales; Helotiaceae
Source: the annotation of a GenBank genome assembly